ACCCUAUCUUGCAUUCACGUCCACUUGAGCCAACAUGAGAUCUCCACUUUGCUUCUACCAGUUUUGGGGACUGUUUUUUCACUGCUGUGGUGCCACCCUUUUAAGAAAAGAACCUUCUCUGAUGCCUGGGUCUCAAUCUGGAACCAAGUCUAAUCAGCCUGAACAAGAUCCUCUCAAGUAUUCACAACUCAAUGUUUCUUUGGCUGAGUGUCACCUGGAUGUGGCCUGGAAAGAGAGUGUCCAGGCUUUCUGGCUCUUCAAGACAGCUGUUAUUUCUCAUGAAGCCACAGAGUGUGGAUUACGACCUGGCCUUGUGCCCCACUGUCCCAACUGCUGGGAGGCAGAAGUGGGUGAAUUUCCUUGGAUGGUUUCCGUGCAACUCUCUUUCUCCCAUUUCUGUGCUGGCUCUAUACUGAAUGAACGGUGGAUCCUUACCACAGCUAGAUGUGCAAAUUUCAUAAAAAACUCAGAAGCACUAGCUCUGGUCCAAGUGGGGCUUACUGAUCUUCAGGAGCCUGCUCAAGCUCAAAUUGUAGGCAUUCACCGUGCCAUGCCCUACCUAGGUCCCAAGGGACCUUUGGGUCCUGGGCUAAUCUUCCUGAAACAGCCCCUACAUUUUCAACCCUUGGUGCUUCCUAUCUGCCUAGAGGAGAACCUGGAGCAAGAGAAAAAUAUACAGCUGUAUGACUGCUGGCUACCCAGUUGGUCCCUCAUGAGAGGAAGUCCUGGAAUUCUGCAGAAAAGGCACCUAAGCAUACUGCAAGUCAGCACAUGUGCCCAGUUUUGGCCCAAGCUGAAUGAAUUCACUUUCUGUGUGGAAGCCAAGAAAGCUCUUGGCGAGGCUGGCUGGUGA
Messenger RNA from Neomonachus schauinslandi (Hawaiian monk seal), 853 nucleotides. RefSeq names its product serine protease 55-like. Gene Ontology annotation, biological process: proteolysis. Gene Ontology annotation, molecular function: serine-type endopeptidase activity. Lineage: Eukaryota; Metazoa; Chordata; Mammalia; Carnivora; Phocidae. The coding region runs from base 35 to 853 and encodes 272 amino acids. The transcript is spliced from 6 exons. The record is from RefSeq and is a predicted model, not a curated record.